Molecule: messenger RNA, 2183 nt
Organism: Penaeus vannamei (Pacific white shrimp)
Lineage: Eukaryota; Metazoa; Arthropoda; Malacostraca; Decapoda; Penaeidae
Source: RefSeq, a predicted model, not a curated record
AUGGUACAGAAAGGAGUGAACCUUCUUGAGAACAUGAUCACGAUUCUAAUCCCUUCAGCUGACAGCAAAGCUAAGAGAGGGAAGAUCUUAAUGGAAGGCUUAUUAAUUCAUGGUCACAGCCCAUGCCUGUGGGAAACCUUUUCAGGAGGGUCAGACAGCAAUAAAGGAAAAAGCAAAAAAUGGAAAAAACUUUUACAAUUUCCACAUAUAUCACAAUGUCUAGAUUUAAAAAGCAAAUUAGAUGUAAGAUACAGCUAUGUAGUGGACCAACAGCCUAUAGGAAGACUGCUAUUUAGGCAGUUUUGUGAAUGUGUAAAGCCAAUGUACCACAAGUACAAUAAAUUCCUAGAUGACGUUGAACAGUACCAAGUAGAAUUAGAUGAGAAGAGACAAGAGGCUGCACAUACCAUAUUUAACAAAUAUCUUCAAAAAGCUUUUAUGGAAUGGCAGAUUUUGGGAAUUUUGAACGAGUCCUUAGUGGAAACAUGCAAGGAGAACCUGAGCAGAGACACAGCCGAGAAGGACCUCUUCCAAGGAUGCGUGGCCGACGUAAAGCUCUUCCUGGCUAAUGAACCUUUCAAGGAAUUUGAGGCUUCCAUGUACUUCCACAGAUAUCUACAAUGGAAAUGGCUAGAAAGUCAACCAGUUACAUACAAGACCUUCAGAAUGUACAGGGUACUAGGGAAGGGAGGCUUUGGGGAGGUGUGUGCGUGUCAAGUAAGAGCAACAGGGAAGAUGUAUGCGUGCAAGAAAUUAGAGAAGAAAAGAAUAAAGAAGCGAAAAGGAGAAGCAAUGGUGCUUAUAGAAAAGCAAAUUCUUCAGAAGAUUAAUUCCAGAUUUGUUGUUAGUUUAGCCUACGCUUAUGAAACGAAAGACUCUUUAUGCCUCGUCCUUACAAUAAUGAAUGGCGGUGACCUCAAAUUCCACAUCUACAACAUGGGGGGGGACCCAGGCUUCGACCAAGAGAGAGCAGCGUUCCAUGCAGCCGAGGUAUUGUGUGGACUGGGCCACUUACACAUGCAGGGUAUUGUGUAUAGAGACUGCAAGCCUGAGAAUAUUUUGUUGGAUGAUCACGGCCAUGUUCGAAUAUCUGACCUUGGCUUAGCUGUGCAGAUUCCAGAAGGGGAGAUGGUGCGUGGACGUGUUGGGACAGUUGGCUACAUGGCUCCAGAAGUGAUAGACAAUGAGAAAUACACGUUUUCCCCAGACUGGUUUAGUUUUGGAUGCCUAAUAUACGAAAUGAUUGAAGGACAAGCUCCCUUCCGAGCCCGUAAAGAAAAGGUAAAACGGGAAGAAGUAGAUCGCCGAGUGAAAGAACAGCAAGAAACAUACUCUCAUAAGUUUUCCGAAGAGGCCAAGUUAGUAUGUCAAAUGCUACUCAAGAAGAAUGCACGAGAACGACUGGGAUGCAAUCGGGGUCGACACGGUGCUGCUGAAGUCAAGAGUCAUGACUUCUAUCGCAAUGUCAACUGGAAGAGAUUAGAAGCUGGCAUUUGCGAUCCUCCCUUUGUUCCAGAUCCACAUGCGGUAUAUGCCAAGGAUGUGCUGGACAUUGAGCAAUUUAGCACAGUGAAGGGGGUAAACCUGGAUGCCACAGAUGACUCCUUCUACUCUAAGUUUAACACUGGCUCAGUAUCUAUCCCAUGGCAACAGGAGAUGAUAGAAACAAAGUGUUUUGAGGAACUGAAUGUGUUUGGGCCAAAUAACACACCCAGUAAUGAUCUAAGACUGGAUCUGCCCCCGCCAGAGGACAGCAAGAGUUGCUUCCCUUUCAGAAGACGGGUACGUGCCACGUGUGGAUUGGGACAUCUAUCCAACCUGUUCUGCGGCGGAGGUAGCUAGGAGGUUGCCGUUUUGCGUGAGAGAACAUCAUCAUCAUCCAGGAACAUCCAAAGCAGAGAAUCAAUCAUUGGGAGUUCAUCAUAUUCCCGCCAAAGCAUCUGAGGUUCAUCUUCAUUUCCUGAAUAUCACCUUCGAGGCAUCUGGGGUUCGCCUUCCACGAGUCAGCCGCUGAGAAGAGGCACAGAUGCCACCCAUUUUUGUCCCUUAGUGCCAAGUGAUUUAGAAGAUGAUAAGCUUAGACUUAACAUUUUGAGAGCCCAUGGAUAGGACAUUUUUGUUAGAGGAGAAAGCUAGAAUCUAAAUUUUAUUUUUUAUGGGUAUAUAUGUAUGUAUUUUACUUU